Messenger RNA from Neogale vison (American mink), 1497 nucleotides. RefSeq names its product COBW domain-containing protein 1. Gene Ontology annotation, cellular component: cytoplasm. The record is from RefSeq and is a predicted model, not a curated record. Bases 113 to 1300 code for a protein of 395 amino acids. NCBI's taxonomy places the organism in Eukaryota, Metazoa, Chordata, Mammalia, Carnivora, Mustelidae. The transcript has 15 exons.
UGACGUCAAGAACGCGCGCGGCGUGGCGCUUUCGGCGUGCGCAGCGGCGCCUGGGCGUUUUGGUUGUGUCUGCUGAGGGGAGGUAGAGGCGUAGUGUGUGCACUUGGCCGGGAUGUUCCCGGCUGUGGGUGUUGUGGGCGAGGAAGAGGAACUGGCGGAAGAGGACUGUCCUGAAUUGGUCCCCAUUGAGACGAAGCUGAGAGAGGAGGAGGAGAAGGCUGGUCCCGACGCUAAAAUCCCAGUCACAAUUAUCACCGGGUAUUUAGGUGCUGGGAAGACAACACUUCUGAACUAUAUUUUGACAGAGCAACAUAGUAAAAGAGUAGCAGUUAUUUUAAACGAAUUUGGGGAAGGAAGUGCAGUGGAGAAAUCCUUAGCUGUCAGCCAAGGUGGAGAGCUCUAUGAAGAAUGGCUGGAACUUAGAAACGGUUGCCUCUGCUGUUCAGUAAAGGACAAUGGCCUUAGAGCUAUUGAGAAUUUGAUGGAGAAGAAGGGGAAAUUUGAUUACAUACUAUUAGAGACAACUGGGUUAGCAGAUCCUGGUGCUGUAGCUUCUAUGUUUUGGGUUGAUGCUGAAUUAGGGGUUGAUAUUUAUCUUGAUGGUAUCAUAACUGUUGUGGAUUCAAAAUAUGGAUUAAAACAUUUAGAAGAAGAAAAACCAGAAGGCCUUAUCAAUGAAGCUUCUAGACAAGUUGCUUUGGCAGAUAUCGUCAUCAUUAAUAAAACAGACUUGGUUUCAGAAGAGGAUUUAAGCAAAUUAAGAACAGCUAUUAGAUCAAUAAACGGACUGGGAAAAAUUUUAGAAACACAAAGAUCAAGAGUUGAUCUUUCUAAUGUAUUAGACCUUCAUGCCUUUGACAGUCUUUCUGGAAUAAGUUUGCAGAAAAAACUUCAGCAUGUGCCAACAACACAGCCUCACCUUGAUCAGAGCAUUAUUACGGUGACAUUUGAAGUACGAGGAAAUGCAAAGGAAGAAAGUCUGAAUGUAUUUAUUCAGAAUCUUCUGUGGGAGAAGAAUGUGAGGAACAAGGACGAUGACUGCAUGGAGGUCAUACGGCUAAAGGGGUUGGUGUCGAUCAAAGACAAACCAAAACAGGUGAUUGUCCAGGGUGUCCACGAACUCUACGAUCUGGAGGAGACACCACUGAGCUGGAACGAUGACACUGAGAGAACAAAUCGGCUGGUUUUUAUCGGCAGGAAUUUAGAUAAGGAGAUCCUCAGACAACUAUUUAUAGCUACUGUGAUGGAAACAGAAAAACGGUGGACAACACGUUUCAAAGAAGAUCAAGUUUGUCCAUAACAGUAAAAGCAUUUCUUACCAGAGGGACUGGACAAAUCGGGAGUAAGUUUCCUACUGGGUGUAUUUCAAGCAUCUGUUCUUUGCAUUACUUCUGUUGUGAAUUCCAGUGUACUUUAAAAUAGUGUUUAUUUUAUGGAACACAUAAAAUGUAGUAAAUAAAUACUUAAAACAUACAAUAAAAUACAAUGUCCUCUGAA